CAACUUUCUUUCUUUACAAGCCACAAAACACCUAUAAUUCUCUCUCUCUCUCUCUUCCUAAUAACCCUUUCCACUACUCUUUGUGCAAAUUUACCUUUCUUCUCAACAUUUCUCACUUCUAUUUUUCCCCAAAUAAUUUAAGCUACAACUGAAUUUGGAUAUUAUGUUGGUUAGUAGAAUAUCAACUAGGUUCCCAAAAUCCAUUAUAACUCAGUGCCGGACCUCACUAAUCCUAUAUUCUAGAGAACAGCAACAGCAACAGGUUCCUAUUAUUGCUUCUCAGUUCCACUCAAUUCGUGACUUCAAAGAUAAGGUAUCUCUAUUCCAUGAAUCUGCCUUGCAACGAUUUGGAAUUUCAUCCUCUACAUCCCCCCGACCUAAUGAAAAAGAGACAUCUCAGACUCAGUCCCAAAGUGAACCAGGGCGCUCAAAAGAGAAUGGAGAAGUGAGUGGAAAUGGUGAAGCUUCAGCUCCUUCUGAUUCUCAGGUUCAAUAUGAGAAGGAUGAAUCAGGUUCCGAUUUGGAAUCCCAUGAUAACACGAAUGAAAAUGUCCAGGGAAGGAGAAGACGUACUAAACAAACUGUAUUUUCUGAUUCUGAUUCUGAUUUAGAUACGGAGGACCUUUCUAGGGAUGACUUGGUGAAAUUAGUGGCUGAGAAGGAAGAACUACUAAAGAUGAAAGAAGAUGAGUUUCAGAAAAUGAAGGACAAAGCUCUUCGAUCUUAUGCAGAGAUGGAGAACGUCAUGAACAGAGCCAAACGAGAAGCAGAAAAUUCCAAAAAGUUUGCCAUUCAAAAUUUUGUGAAAGCGCUUCUAGAUGUUGCUGAUAAUAUGAGUCGGGCUUCUUCUAUUGUAAAAGAGAGCUUCUCCAAAAUUGAUGAAUCUAAGGAUACUGCUGGAGCUGUGCCACUUCUGAAAACACUUCUGGAAGGUGUUGAAAUGACUGAUAAACAGCUUUCUGAGGUAUUCAAAAAAUUUGGUGUUGGAAAAUAUGAUCCUACCAAUGAAGAAUUUGAUCCAAAUAAGCAUAAUGCAGUAUUUCAAGUACCAGAUCCUAAGAAGGCUGCUGGCAUGGUCGCAGUCUGUCUGAAGUCGGGGUACACCUUGCAUGACCGGAUCAUUCGGCCAGCUGAAGUUGGUGUGACGGUGGCUAUGGAGAGUACACAGGAAGAUGAAAAAACUGAAGCUUAAACAGGUGGAUCAUGAGCCAAGAUUUUGGAGCCGGAAAAUCUCUAACCCGGUGAAAACAGAAGAAAAUAUUUGUUCACGUUCGAAAAGGAAUUUAGUUCCGGAUCCUCCAAUAGGAGCCUAUCCGUCAAAGAAAAGUUUAGUUUUUUUGGUAGUAUUUAUAAUUUUUUUUUUUUUUUUUUAAUUUUACAUUGUUUAGUCAGUGGUCGAAAUAAUGUCUGUUAAUAAUGACAUUUUACCUUUCGUCUUAGUUUCUGACUCUGUUCAUCACUGAACUUUGGUUUAAGGAUUGUUGAAAAUGAAGGAAAAA
Molecule: messenger RNA, 1499 nt
Organism: Lycium barbarum (goji berry)
Lineage: Eukaryota; Viridiplantae; Streptophyta; Magnoliopsida; Solanales; Solanaceae
Product: grpE protein homolog 2, mitochondrial-like
Exons: 5
Coding region: 164-1192 (342 amino acids)
Biological process (GO): protein folding; protein import into mitochondrial matrix
Cellular component (GO): PAM complex, Tim23 associated import motor
Molecular function (GO): adenyl-nucleotide exchange factor activity; protein-folding chaperone binding; protein homodimerization activity
Source: RefSeq, a predicted model, not a curated record